Messenger RNA from Carica papaya (papaya), 765 nucleotides. RefSeq names its product homoserine O-acetyltransferase. Lineage: Eukaryota; Viridiplantae; Streptophyta; Magnoliopsida; Brassicales; Caricaceae. The record is from RefSeq and is a predicted model, not a curated record.
ACCUAUUUAUCCUCAAAACGGCGUCUUGCUUGAGCUGAACAUUAAAGGAAGAUGGCAUCUUCAGCUUCAGUUAUGGCAGCAAAUGUCUGGAACCUCCACUCCCGUUGCCAAUACCUGAAGCCCGUGAAAAUGCCAAUGAGCAGCACGAGAUUCAGAUUCCUGACGCCAAAUCGCUCGUCGGCGACGAGGAUACAAACAGUAUUCCAGAUUCGAGCCUCUGAUUCUCAACCGGAAGAAUCCAGUUCAACCAUGGAUGAGACUGAGUUUCAGAAAAUGGAUGCGCUGAAAAUUGAUGGUUGGGGGCAAUCUGGUUGUAUUUUCAAUCUAGGUCAAGUUUAGUUCAAAAAUUAUUUGUAUAAAAUAGGAACAAGAACGAAAAUAUACUACAAAUUAGAUAAAAUUUUGUUUUUGUUUUUUUUUUCAAUUCUAAACUUAAUUUUAGAUUCAGUCUGUGUUUCUUUUCUUGAUAAUAGGAAUACAAAUGUGCAUAAAAAAAUAUGGGUGAUUAUAAUCAAUUCAAUUAUGCAUAAAUGCUUAAAUCCUUAUUGAUUUCAACAUGUCAAAUAAGGUGAAUAUAAUAAUAUUUGAAUCGAGCACAAUAUUAAAUAUUAAUUAUUCAAUUAAUUAAUAUGUAAAAUUAGUUAGCACAACUGAACCAAUUGCUCUCAAAGUGUCAAUAACACAAACAAAAUAACUGAACUUGAACUGAAUAUAGAAUUGAUUUGUAAUUAGAAUUGAACAAUGCAUGUGUUUGAAUAAAAAGAA